AACUGAAAUAUAGUGCGAAACAACCAACCAAACCGAUUAAAGUCCGCGCGAACCCUAACCCCCAAAAUCCGAAGAAUCGAUUCGUCAGCAGAAUCAAAGGUUCCUACUUUCCGCUCGGAGCUCGUACAGACUUUCCCUUUUGUCUUUGAACAAUGUCACCGGAGCAUAGAGAUACACAUUGGAAGAGGUCUCGUCCCCAAUCUGACGACGAUGACAACGGUGAAAACAAAAGGAGACAUCGUGGCUGCGGUGACGACAGAGACUCUCCUGCGAUUGACACUGUGUUCCGUUACCUCUGCCCUGUUAAAAAAAUUGGGAGUGUCAUUGGGAGAGGAGGAGACAUCGUGAAGCAGCUGAGGAUGGAGACUAAGGCGAAGAUUAAGAUAGGAGAGGCUGUUCCAGGGUGUGAUGAGCGCGUGGUUACGAUCUUUAGCGCUAGUGAUGCGACCAAUGAUGGUGGAGAUGGAGAGAGAGUUCUUUUUUCUCCUGCGCAGGAUGCUUUGUUCAGGGUUCAUGAUAGAGUAGUAGCUGCGGAUGGUGGAGAUGGAUCUGAUGGAGAGAGGAAUGUUACAGCCAAGAUGCUUGUUCCUUCGGAUCAGAUUGGGUGUGUGCUUGGGAGAGGUGGACAAGUUGUUCAGAACAUUCGGAGUGAGACUGGUGCUCACAUUCGUAUAAUCAAGGACAGGAACAUGCCUCUUUGUGCCCUGAGUUCAGAUGAGCUUAUUCAAAUAUCUGGAGAAGUGCUGAUUGUUAAGAAGGCUCUGCAUCAGAUUGCUUCCCGCCUCCAUGAGAAUCCUUCACGCACUCAGAACCUUCUUUCCUCUGCUCCUCCACUCAUGAGCCAUUCCGGUGGUCCUCGAAUUGUGGGGAUAGCCCCGCUGAUGGAUCCAUAUGCGAGAGAUUUGUCACGCCCUUUAUACCAAACUCUUAGAAACGAACCACCGGCGGCUACAGAUUUUUAUAUCCGGCUAGUCUCGCCGGCUGAUAAUAUUGCAGGUGUUAUUGGUAAAGGCGGUGCUCUGAUCAAUCAGCUUCGACAGGAAACGAGAGCGACCAUUAAAGUUGAUAGCGCUAGAACCGAUGGAAACGAUUGUUUGAUAACUAUAUCAGCAAGAGAGGUUUUCGAUGAUACUUAUUCCCCAACCAUCGAAGCAGCUAUGAGGCUGCAGUCAAAAUGCAGCGACAAGGUGGAGAGAGACUCUGGACUUGUUUCGUUCACGACUCGCCUUCUUGUGCCGAGUUCUAGGAUUGGUUGUCUUCUUGGUAAAGGAGGAGCUAUCAUCACCGAGAUGAGGAGAAUGACCAAAGCUAACAUCCGCGUACUAGGGAAGGAUAAUCUUCCUAAAGUUGCAUCUGAAGAUGAUGAGAUGGUUCAGAUUUCUGGAGAACUUGAUGUUGCCAAGGAUGCUCUCAUACAAAUUACAUCAAGACUAAGAGCCAAUGUGUUUGACCGGGACGGUUCUGUUUCUACACUCAUGCCGGUCUUGCCUUAUGUUCCUGUUGCGCUAGAUGCUGGUGAUAGAUUGGACUAUGAUAGGAGAGAUAGCAGAAGAGCUGAACGCCCGAAUCAUUAUCCUGGUGGUUAUGGCUCAAGUGGCUUGUCUGAAGGUUAUUCGCGUUAUGGUGCACCAGUUGGUGGUAGUAGUAGUACUCAAUAUGGAGUGUAUGGAGGUUAUGCAUCUGGACGCAGUGGCAGUUCUGGGUUAUCCAGCUAUUCCUCUAGCCUUCGACGCAGAAACUAUGAUUAUUAGAAGCUAUUAGUGGGUGAUUAAAAAGGUAAGAUUACGAUAUGAUUUGUUUAAGUCGUUUUAAACUUAGUUUACCUAUCCAGGUUAGCCCCCAAGUUCAUGAGAUAGUCUGAUGUGAUCUGUCCCGGUGUUAGAUUCUGAUACACUGCUUGUUUCCCUUUGUGACCUUUUUCCCCGUCCCAAUAAAAACAGUGUGAGUUCCUGAAGCCUGAAGCCGACCUCACAGCCCACAGCUGAAGCCUUUUCAACCAAACAAGAUGACAAAGCUGAAACCACCUAAUUGUACCUAGGAGAACCAUUAUAUAUGGAUGGGAUAUUUAAGUUUGUUUUCAUUGUCCACUUGUGACCAAAAUACUGCCAAGUUCCUACCCAGUUAAACCAUAUCUAGUUGCAUGUAAUAUCUUUCAGUUUGCCUUGUCUUUCCUCGGAUCACAAUCAGAAACCUUUAGUUUGGUUGUGCGUAGUUCCAUUUUUAUGAAAUUAUAUAACUUAUGUUCGACCCUCUCGUUUUACAGCAUGCUUAAGCAUCUAUCUGACAUGUUAUCGCCAAUCAUUACCUUAUAAUCAAUCUUUCAGAGUAUUUAAAGAUCAUAUGCAGGUAAAAAAAACACUUGGGCGAUGAGUGAGAAUAUAUCACAGUUCUCGCUAAGACGACGUUGUUCAGGUAAAUAAACCACUUGGAAAUCAAUCUAUGUUCAUGUCCCUUUUGGUCCACAUGAAAAGGUAUAUGCAUUGCUUCUUCUCUUUCUCUCUGUUAUUUCCUUGCACAGUAUGCUUCUCGGCAGCAGUCAAGUACAUGUUGCUAUUUCUGGAAGAUUCUUGUCGUUUGUGUAAGUAGAAAGACUUAUCAAAUCAAUGGUUGAUAAAAUACGUCAAAUCUUGCCUAGGCUUCUCUCAGAGAUGAUGCAAAAGUCUGGCUAUGAAAUUGAUUUUGAGACUCAUUGGUCUUUGAUUAGUAACAUGAGCUCUUGUAAGGAGAAGGAGACAAGACAUCUGGUCAAGGAUUCUUGCCUAGGCUUCUCUCUGGGAAUGGGGAUAACUUUUAAAUGUAAAAAAUUCGUGUCCUUCUUAUGUAAUUUUACGAUCAUGUAGAGACAGACGUAUUAUUCUUGUCAAGUUAUGCGUUAUUUGACGUAUUAUAUCA
This is a messenger RNA of Brassica napus (rape), 2892 nucleotides long. RefSeq names its product KH domain-containing protein HEN4. The record is from RefSeq and is a predicted model, not a curated record. Gene Ontology annotation, cellular component: nucleus; cytoplasm. Gene Ontology annotation, molecular function: mRNA binding. Bases 153 to 1751 code for a protein of 532 amino acids. NCBI's taxonomy places the organism in Eukaryota, Viridiplantae, Streptophyta, Magnoliopsida, Brassicales, Brassicaceae. The transcript is spliced from 7 exons. Gene Ontology annotation, biological process: regulation of gene expression.